This is a messenger RNA of Spirodela intermedia, 1185 nucleotides long. NCBI's taxonomy places the organism in Eukaryota, Viridiplantae, Streptophyta, Magnoliopsida, Alismatales, Araceae. The record is from the annotation of a GenBank genome assembly.
AUGGAGAAGGAAACCGGUGAGAGAGAUGACGAGAAGGGGCCCCCUUCCCUCCCCGGCGAGCUCACAGAUGAAAUCCUCCGCCGCCUCUCCACCGCCGACCUCACCGCCGCCCUGUUCGUCUCCCCCACCUGGCGGCGCUCCGUCUACGCCGCCCUCCGCUGCUGCCCACGCCCCAAGCCCUGGCUCUUCCUCCACACCCAGCGCCGUCGCGGCUCCGGCGAGCUCGCCGCCGCCCACGCCUACGACCCCCAUUCUUGCUCGUGGCUGCGAGUCCCCGCCGCGGCGUCGCCGUGGCCCUCCCUCUCCGCUGCCGUGGGGGCGGUCCCCUGCGCCGACCUCCUCUACGAGCUCACCCCCUCGCAGCUGACCCUCCGCCGCGGCUCGCUCGGCGGCACCUGGCGGCGCGUCGGCGCGCCGCGGGCGUGGAGGACGGACCCCGUCGUCGCCGCCGUGGGGGCGCAGAUCGUCGUCGUCGGCGGCGCGUGGGAGGAUCCCUGCGACGUCGAGGUUUUCCGCACGGACGGCGGCGCACCGCCGGGGGGCGCCGCCGCCGCCUGCGACCCCUUGCCGGAGGCCUUCAAGGCGUCGGCCUCGGCCACCUUCCUCUCGACGGCGGCGGAGGGAGGGAAGGUCUACGUGAUCGAGAGGAGCUCCGGUUUGUUCUGCUCGUUGGACGUGGAGACGAGGAGGUGGGGGCCGACCAGGGAGCUCCGCCCUGAUCCGUUAGUGUCCGUCUCCGCCAUCUCCGCCUCCGGCGAGGGUCUUCUGCUCCUCGCCGGACUCCGGGAAGACGACGGCGGCGGUGGCGGCGGCGCCAGCCUGAGGCUGUGGGCGGUGGACGCCGACACCUUGGAGUGUACCGCCGUCGGGGAGAUGCCGGAGGAGAUGGCCGGCAGGCUGGCGAACGCCGACGAGCCUUCUCUCUCCUCCUCCUUUGAGUUCACCGCCGUCGGAGACUUCGGAUACGUCUACAGGCCGUCGGACCCAACGACGAUCUUCUCCUGCGAGAUCUCCGCCGGCGAGUGCAAUUGGACGGAGGUGCAGCCAGCGCCGCCAGCGGCGGCCGCGGAGAAUCCGAUGGACCGCUACGUGUUCACUUGCUCCAGGGUGGGGAUCGAGGACCUCCGGAGAGUCUUCCGGCCGGCGUACGAGGGGAAGAAGACGACCCUCGCCGUCACAGCUUGA